UUCUUCUUCUUCUUCUUCUUCUUCUUCUUCUUCACCUUUUCCCAACUUUUCAACUUCUUUUUCACGAGCUAUCCCUGCAAUCAAAAGCUAGGGUUUCUCUACUGCUCCUAACCCAUUAAAGCUUCAACCUUUAACCUCUCGGUGCUCCAAUUUCAUCUCUCACUCCCCAAGUUCUCAACUUUCCACCAAACCCAGAUCACCCUCAUCAUCUUCUUCAUACACUUUUCACUCAUUUUGGAUUAGAAUGACUGUAACUAGCUUCUGCUGAUUUUGAGUAUUGGGUUCAAUAGAUAUUCAGACAUUGCAGUCAGAAAAGCCAGAGAGAAGAAGAAGAAGAAGAAGCAUUAUUUGUUAAAAGUGGAAUCUUGCAUUUUUUUAGUGUUUUUUAGUUUUGGAGUACUAGUUGUGUUCCCUUUAGCUUUAGUGGCUGUUAGUGUUGGCUUUUACCCAAGGCUUGCAUGUGAAGCAAUACCCAAAUGAGGACCGUGAUUGAAUUUACUUGCUGUUCUUGGGAGGUUGGGAGUUUCUAGAUCUUGCUCUUAAUCCGUGAAUUCAAGCUAGGCUUUGGUUUCCUUUUGCAAGCUUCAUAUUGAUAUCAGGGUUUGCUUCUUUUUGGUCUCUGUUCUAUGGACUGCAUUGAUGGUUUAGCAUUAGAAUGUUUAAGUCUUUAUCCGAAUUUGGAUUGGAAUUAUAUGGUUGUAGGUAGCAACAUUUAUAGUAGGAAGUAAUUGUGGUGUGUGGUGAAUCGAAGAGGUUGUAGUGAUGGAGGAUAUAUGGCUGUUUAAGCAGGCCUUGAAAUGGCUGCAAUCUCAGAAGCAUGUUUAUUCGAGAUCGAAGACUGCUGUAAGUGGAUAUAGAGAUAAAAUGGGGGUGUUUGUUGAGCGGCAUUGGCCGAUGGUGUGCAAUGGGUGCUUUAGAAUGGGGAGGCUGAUGCUCUUGUUGUUGUGUUAUUGGAAGGACUGUGUUAUAAGAGGCUUUCAGUCGUUUAUAGGAUUUGGUUCUGCAGCAUUGCUUCUUAUAAUGUGGAGUUUCUUUCUGAGUUUGACUUCCAUGUCUUGCUUGGUUUAUGUACUUCUUAGUAUGGGAGCUGCUGUAGCUGCUGUUCAGUACUUGGGAUACACUCCAGGAAUUUUUAUCGUAGGGCUCUUCGCUAUUCUGAUCUUAUGGAUGUAUGCUAACUUUUGGAUAACAGGAACAUUAUUUAUAGUUGGAGGUUAUUUGUUCUUCCUUAAUCAUGCACGGUUGGUGGUCUUGAUGGCAACCAUAUAUGCUAUUUAUUGUGUUAAAGUACAUGUUGGAUGGCUUGGGGUUCUGCUCUCCAUAAACCUUGCCUUCUUCUCUAACGAUGUAUUAAAUUAUAUGCUCCAAUGGUGUGAGAAGGUGAGUGAGAGCACACACUUUGAAGAGCAAAAACAAUCAGAAGAAGUAAUGGAAGAUGACUUUUCUACAGAGUGUGAUUACUCUAUUCCUACUGAAGAACCUGAAAAGGUGCACUCAUGUAAAUCAUUGAGCAAGCCAGCUACUUCAGCUGUCAUUAAUAAGGAGAAAGAAGCAUCUUCUAGUAGUAAGGUUAUUAAAGAGGAAACAAGUUCAGCUGAUGAGAUGCAAAAGAUACUAUGUAGUCUUAAUCAUUAUGAAGCUCUGGGAUUUCCUCGCCACCAAAAAAUUGAUGCUGCAAUUUUAAAAAAGGAAUACCGCAAGAAGGCCAUGCUUGUGCAUCCUGAUAAAAAUAUGGGAAGUGCACUAGCAAGUGAGUCAUUUAAGAGGCUUCAAUGUGCAUAUGAGGUUCUUUCGGAUUCCACGAAGAAAAUAGAUUAUGAUGAGAAAUUGCGGAAGGAAGAAUUCAAGACUAAGAGUGUGUGCCAGACCUCUUUUAGUACUUCAGCACAGGAGGCUCCAGGUUAUUGUUCUGAAGAGUCGAGACGCAUACAGUGCACUAAGUGCGGAAAUUCUCAUAUAUGGGUGUGCACCAAUAGAAGUAAGACCAAGGCGAGAUGGUGUCAGGAUUGCUGCCAAUAUCAUCAAGCAAAGGACGGAGAUGGAUGGGUCGAGUACAAAGGAUCCUUAGUCUUUGAUAGGCCUCAAAAGGUGGAAAUACCGCGAGCUUUUGUUUGUGCUGAGAGCAAAAUCUUUGAUGUGUCGGAAUGGGCAAUUUGUCAGGGAAUGGCGUGUAGGCCCAACACCCAUCGACCAAGUUUCCAUGUAAACAUGGUUGGUUUGGAGAAAACUCAAAGAUCCCACUCAGGUAGGUUCCCAUGGGAUUUGGAUGCUGAAAUGAUGGAUGAAGAUGAAGAAGAAUUCGAGAUAUGGCUUCAGCAAGCUCUGGCCUCUGGUCUCUUUUGUGAGCCCUCAAAACGCCGAAAGAGUUGGACUCCAUUCAAGUUUCAUCAAAUGGGGAAGAAGCAAUGGCGAAGAACCUCAUGCUAAAUGAUUCCCAACAGGAAAACACCUGCACGGCCCAUCCAGAGAAAGGAUUGAUUAUUCUGGUGCCAUAUAGUGUGGAUUGUCAAGAUAAAGAUUGACACUCUAGGUGGGUAGUUAUCAAUUUAGACUAGGUAAAUGGUUUGGUCUCUUUAUCAAAGAUGGAUAGAGACUGUGCCACCACCCCAAAGUUUAGCGCUUCACAG
Messenger RNA from Argentina anserina (silverweed cinquefoil), 2627 nucleotides. RefSeq lists its product as uncharacterized. The transcript is spliced from 9 exons. The coding region runs from base 763 to 2427 and encodes 554 amino acids. The record is from RefSeq and is a predicted model, not a curated record. Lineage: Eukaryota; Viridiplantae; Streptophyta; Magnoliopsida; Rosales; Rosaceae.